This is a messenger RNA of Hydractinia symbiolongicarpus, 1445 nucleotides long. RefSeq lists its product as uncharacterized. The record is from RefSeq and is a predicted model, not a curated record. The transcript is spliced from 2 exons. The coding region runs from base 20 to 1126 and encodes 368 amino acids. Lineage: Eukaryota; Metazoa; Cnidaria; Hydrozoa; Anthoathecata; Hydractiniidae.
CCCACUGACCUAACUCAAGAUGUCACACAUACAUAAUCCAGGGAAUUUGAAAAAAGUACUUUUUGAAACACUCAGAGAGGAAACAAAGCAAGAAAUUAACCUAGCCGAUAUAUCCAUCAUGGAUCUCAUUAAAGGAAGGGUAAAUAAAACAACAAAAGGGAACGUCACAACCUGUGCUAGGUUGUUGAUCUUGCAAUUGUUUGCCAUUGUUUUUGCAAUCUUAUAUCGUUGGAUGCAUGUGCAUUUUUUGAAGAAAUCAGGCACAUAUUUUACCUACAUAUGGCUGGAAAACGUACUUGUAGUUGCUAUACUACACUUAGUUAUGAAAACGCAUCCCAGUUCAUUGCCCAUAGGUGCGAAAGGUGCAAUAAGGCAAUUAAAAUCAAUAUGGCCACUUCUUUUUUUGUACUUAAUACAAGUGGUUGUUGGCGGAUAUGAUUAUAUUUCGUUUACACGCAAGGCUGGUGGAACAGAAUUUUAUCAAUUUUGUCUUGUUUUGGGCAUUCCAGUACUAAUGGCAGUAAUGUAUUCAUUCCGCAAUAUUGAAACUCCAUCAUAUGUGUAUUAUGUUCUUAUUGUGCUGUCAGGCUGGAAAGCUCUGAUGUUAUUGCAAGAUCCUGAAUUUAUUCUUCCAUUUACCACAAGUGGUUGGUGUUUAAUGUUUACCUUUCUUUACUGCUGUUAUUUAGUAAUGCUAAACACCUAUCCACAGAAUCCACCAUUAGAAGUAAUCUACUAUUUAUGUUUAUCCAUGGUUUUUUUCUUGCCUGUGUUUAUUAUUGCGAAUAAGGAGGUUGUAGUUGGAGAUUCUGUUGUAGACAUCAGCAAAUGUGUCGAGGGAAUUCUGAAAGGGUUUAUGUUUGCAAGUUUGAAAUUAUGUAGUAUGUUUUUUAUGUUGCUUGUUCUAAAGAAAUCAGAUCCAUUGACAUGUUUAAUAAUCGUUAAUUUUGCUUUUAUCCCAGAUCAUUUUAUGCAAGCUUUAGUUUACAAAUUAGACUGUACUCUGGCCACUAGUAAGAUUUGUGUAUUAAUGGCGAUUGAUUUUAUUGUUGUACAGUUUAAACCGUACCCGCCUCGACUGGAUCAUGCUCAUUCAUCAGAUCGUAAUUUUGCACUGAUGUCAUGAACAGAAAAUGGUUUUGAAGUAACUUUAUAAUUAUAUCACAAAGACAUUAGAAUUUACCUUGCUAACAUAAUAGUAAGGAAUGUCCAUUGUAUUUAAAAAACUUGCUACAAUGUAUGGUAUAUGAAGAAAGAUAUAUUGUAACCUUUAAUUUUUUUAACUAAAUGUGAAAAUACUUAAGACGUUUUACUUAAUUUUGUCUUUUAUAAACUUUUUAGUAAUUAAUGAAGAAACUUAUUAUGCAUGUGACAUUUUCUUCUGUGAGGGCUUAAAUGUUUAAAUUUUUGUAGUGUUUUGUAAUAAUGAACUUUAAUAGUACUAA